CAUGCGCGCGUGCGCAGAGCGUCAUGUCCGCCGUGAUGAGCACUCUCUCCAUGAUCAGCGGCGGCCGGCGCGCGCACCGCAAGCUCGCCAGCUCCCGGAAGUCAGGGCAGUUCUCUGACGCUGGCGAAGAACGCAGUCGCAGUCAACAUGACCUCAACAAGCAACAGCGGUCCGCUUCGCUGCAAACUCUGGAGCCGGGAGUCGUUAACCUCGAGAAUCUGGAAGCCAAGAUGGCGAGCAUCGAGGUGUCCCUGGCGGGGCGGCGGCGCAGCGCGGGCGCGCGUGACCUGUCCCGCGAGCUCGACACGCUGCGCGCGGCUCUCACCGACAAGGACACGCUCAUACAGAAUCUAAAGAAGCAACUGAACGCGUCGCUAAGCGCGGCCCGGCUGGCGGCCCAGGCCUCCUCCCCGUGUACCAGUCCGCGCGAGGAGGCUCCCGCGCAGUCCGCGGACGACCGCCGCGCGCUGGAGGAGCGCGCCGCCGCCGUGCGGGCCGAGCUGGAGACGCGCCGCGCCUCCAUGCUGGAGCUCAAGCGGCGUCUCGAGAAAACUCACGUCACCGAGAACAUAGACACGCGAAUAGAACAAGCGGAGCUGCAGUACGCGAUAGGUCGCGAGGAGUUGGAGCUGCUGACGCUGGGCGAACAGGCGCGCGCGCUCUCUAUGCUCAUCGAGCAAGCGGACGUCGCACACCGCACCACGCUCUACAGCACGGUGCGUGAGUACGGUGGUUCUGCGUCAUUGGUGUCUGCGGAGGUACGAGAAGGCACCUGGAGCGCGACGCCGCGAGGCGCGGGGCUCGUAGUUGAGUGGGCGGAGAACCCUGCCGUUAAGCCCGGGGACAGGGUUCUGGAAGUGAACGGUACUUCGACGCUGUGCUGUAACCAGGAGGAGCUCCGGCGCUCGUCGCCCGCAGCCCCGACCCGCCUCGUGUUACUGCGCGCGCAGAGCGCGACAGCGCCAUCUGCGCACUUCACACAGAAGGAGGCGGCGGCGUUGCGAAUAGAGCUGGGCGCGCUGCGGGCCGCGGCCGAGCUGGCGGAGCGCGCCAAGGAGGGGCUGCGGGCGGACAACACGCGCCUCACGCACCGCAUCUCCUACCUCGAGGAGCAGGUCGCCGAGCUGCUGGACCGCCACCCGCAGCUCCAGUCAGUAAGCAGUAAUGACAGCUGUAUUACCGUCAAUAAAACAAAGAAGAACGUCACCAACAUCAACAUCACGAGCGAACCGCAGGCCAACACCAAAACAAGUCCCAAGUCUGAGGUGCAGGUGUUCCAAAAGGGACCCGAUAUUACCGCCAUCGUGGCGAAGCUUCCUGGGCUGGACGGCGCAGAAGCUAACCUACCAGUAGUGAGGCCCAGGUCAAACGCUUCAGGCGCAUCAUCUCGAGUCGCAACCUCUCCAAAAACUUCGCCAACGCCAAAUCGUCGAUCUCAUAGUUCACACAGUUUGGAACACAGAGCUGGUCGUAUGCGCCACUCGCUUUCGCAUCACUGCAUUCACGAUUACAGCACAGAAACAGACGCCGCUAUUAGAAUGAUAGAGAGGAACCAAAGGCAUAUGGAAAAGCAACGCAUGAAGACCGACCGAUACAGCAAAUCGAAAGAAGACAACUUCAGAUCCGACAGCGAUUUGGACACGAGAGACUCACAGUCGAGCGUGUAUGAUCAGAGAAGAACGGAAAUAAAAAAAGCCGCCGAACGAAUCGAGGAAAGCAUCAAAAAGACGAAUUGGGCCGAGAGAAAGACUCUAUCUAUCAUCGAACAAUUAAAGCGCUCGCAGCGGCUUCGGAAAAUGAAAAAGAACGAAAGCGCAGAAAACAUUCAAGUAGAAUCCGAGAGGCACUACGUCUACAACCGAAUAGACGGCAAAGUACUCGAGAACGCGCACAAAUCGAGCCGACGGUCGUCCAAGCUGCACUCGAGGAGCGCAAAAUCGUCCGAAUUCGAGUCCGAGUGCUCCGACUUCCCGAACGGCGACGCGUACGGCAGCUCGCCGCGGCUCGACUACGGCUCCGAGAACCGGUCGAGGCUCAGCCACUACUCGAGGAACGAAGACGAGGGUAAGGCGAGGCCGACGCCGCCGCGGAAGCCGCUGCGGCUCUCGCUACACAAGGCCCGCAGCGCGCACUCGCUGGCCGACGGCAGCGAGUCGGAGGCGAGGCCGGGCGCGGAGGCGCAGUGCGGCGGCAAGCGGCCCGCCAAGCGCACGCACGCGGCCGAGCGCGGCGCGCGCGACGCCGGCCGCGCCACGCCGCGCCCCGCGCGCCGCCUCGCCGGCCUCGCGCCCGCCGCCGACGACCUCUACCCCGACGGCGUGCACUCGCGCCUCGGGCCGCCCAGGUGGUGCUCGUAG
Molecule: messenger RNA, 2357 nt
Organism: Melitaea cinxia (Glanville fritillary)
Lineage: Eukaryota; Metazoa; Arthropoda; Insecta; Lepidoptera; Nymphalidae
Gene: sprt
Exons: 10
Coding region: 24-2357 (777 amino acids)
Source: RefSeq, a predicted model, not a curated record